This is a messenger RNA of Zymoseptoria tritici IPO323, 1080 nucleotides long. RefSeq lists its product as uncharacterized. The record is from RefSeq and is a predicted model, not a curated record. Bases 1 to 1080 code for a protein of 359 amino acids. Lineage: Eukaryota; Fungi; Ascomycota; Dothideomycetes; Mycosphaerellales; Mycosphaerellaceae. The transcript has 2 exons.
AUGGCAUACGAUCCAGACGACUCGGAUUGGUCAGGCGAUUCGGACGACUCAGAUGAUGACUCCAGCGACUCCGACUCACCACUACCACUCAUCACCUUUCCAUGGCUGACCGGCUAUCCACCAACGAAGCCCAACGCAUCGACAACCUUCCUAGACCUUCCAGUCGAGCUGCGCGUUCGAGUAUACGAACUCGUCUUCCACGGCGCCGAACAGCACCUCGCGCACUUUACAGAGCCGCCUCUCCUCAAGAUCUACCCGGCACUGCGCGCAGAGAUGCUGCCAGAGUAUCUCAAAUCCGCAAAGCUCAUCGUCAUUGUUCGCACAAAUCUCGAAUCUGAAGAAGAACCCUCGGAGGUCAUCGUACCCAACCACUUUGCCAGGGCUCACUUCGGCAACGACUACGACCUCCCAGCAGGCAAGCUCGGCCUUCGACGUAGCUUGAAGACGAAACUCGACGCCCGCCAUGGUACUAUGGAACCCGUGGUCUAUCACAUCGAUUUCCGCAGUUACAGCUAUUCGACCACCCUCGACGUUGACGAGAAAGUUGAUCCUGACGAUAUGUAUUACGAUGAAGUGCGACUUUCUGGCUCCGACACGCCGCCGCCGGGUCGACCAUACCACCACGACUCGUCGAUCACGCUGCAUUGGGACCCGGUGGACGGUCUCAGAGUGUCCAAGCUGGAACCGGUUCAUAGUGGGUAUGAUCGGAACUUUCUGGAUGUGUGGAACGACAAGGUCGCCGUGCCGAUCCGAGCUCUAGCAUGGGACAUUGUGAAGAGGCCGGGCUUUUGUGGCUUCACGUUGAAGGACAUCAAGGAAGUGGCGAGGGAGUUUCGUUUGGAUGAUCCGAUGUGGAAGCGCCAAGUUGCGCUCUACAUGUACACUGGAGCUCGAGUGUCUCGACUACGAGAAAUGUCAUUCUUGGAUGGAGACGAUGCUUUCACAGCUCGAGGAUGUCUUGCUAUCAGAGGCCAUCGCUGGAGCAAUGCGCAUAUCGAAGCAGAAGCCGGGACUGAGCAAGGAAAGGCACCACCGUCGAUCCGUUCACGAAGCGUGCAUGGUCGGACAGCACCUGUGUGA